GACCUGCUUGAGGUGCAUCCAAACACUUGCUUGAAGCCCUCUUGGUGCUGCACAGUCUUAAGGAAUACCUGACUCUGGAUUACUACAGACACACACACAAACGGAUUACCAAGAGAAAACCCUGAAUCAUUUUCAGGUAUUGGGAUGCAGCGUUGGAUACUAGUCCCUUACAGUUUUAUGGACAAAACCACUCCAGCUGCAAACUACAGUGAAGAAAAACCCUACGCAGUGCUACAGACCUGACUGUGACUUCGUACCAUUUCAAAGCCAGCUACGCAUCUCCUGCAGAGUAAACGAGAAGAGCUGUCUGUGUGAGGACGAGCAUCCACUGUCUGACUACACCACAGUACUACACUACCAACUUCUCCAGUCAUGGUUGGAAUGAAGCCCACUGACGUGGCCCCUACGGCCGCCGUCAAGUUCUUUGGCGCCGGGACGGCCGCCUGCAUCGCUGACCUGGUCACCUUCCCGCUCGACACGGCCAAAGUCCGGCUGCAGAUCCAGGGAGAGGUGGCGGCGGUGGAGGGUGUGAUGGCGGUGCAGUACCGCGGCGUGUUUGGCACCAUCACCACCAUGGUGCGCACCGAAGGUGCCCGCAGCCUCUACAACGGCCUGGUGGCUGGACUCCAGAGGCAGAUGAGCUUCGCCUCCGUCCGCAUCGGACUCUACGACCAAGUCAAGCAGUUUUACAGCAGGGGCUCGGAGAAUGCCAGUAUAGUUGUUCGCUUGAUGGCCGGGUGCACGACGGGCGCCAUGGCGGUGACCUUUGCCCAGCCCACGGACGUGGUGAAGGUUCGCUUCCAGGCCCAGAUGCGCAUGGUGGACGGCGCCAAGAGGUACAGUGGCACCAUGGACGCCUACAGAACCAUUGCCCGCGACGAGGGAGUCAAGGGACUGUGGAAAGGCUGCAUGCCCAACAUCGCGCGCAAUGCCAUCGUGAACUGCGCAGAGCUGGUCACCUACGACAUCAUCAAAGAGCUCAUUUUGAACUACGGCCUCAUGUCAGAUAACCUGCCCUGUCACUUCGUGGCGGGUUUCGGCGCUGGUUUCUGCACCACCAUCGUGGCGUCCCCGGUGGACGUGGUGAAGACACGGUUCAUGAACUCCACCCCCGGCCAGUACACCAGUGCCAUCAACUGCGCCAUCACCAUGCUGACCAAGGAGGGACCCACUGCCUUCUAUAAAGGGUUCAUGCCUUCCUUCUUGCGCCUGGGGUCCUGGAACAUUGUGAUGUUUGUUUCCUACGAGCAGAUCAAGAGAGCCAUGACGAGAGCGCAGCAGUCUUGGGAGUCACCCAUCUGAAUUUUAGUCUAGUGAUGAUGACAAUAUGCGGUAUGCUGUGCAUACACACACUGCACAUGUAGCGGGUUGGGCAGACGCUGAUAUGAGGGAAGAAGCCAUGAUGACAAUGACGAUGACCUGUGAUGGCUGUCUGACCGAGAGUCUGUCUGAGAGGAAGGACCGAUGGACAUACGUUGCUUACACAAACAUUUGCACGGCCUAAACACAUCAACAUGGAACCUACAGAAGGGAGAAACAGAAGGAAGAUACAGAAGGAAGAUACACAUUGGAGGCCACACAAUAUGAAAAAUGGGAAUGGCCUGAAGACAUUAUGGACAUGAAAUGGCCACUGUGAAAAAAAACCCAUAACAACCACUAGCGGUUGAUUUUGGGAGAUGAAGGGACAUGAAGAGAUUCAGGGCCGGCUGGCUGGGGAAGCCAUGAUGGGAGACGUGGCCAAAUGGUGUCCAGAGGCCGCCUUACUAAUGCACUACGAGGACAGUUCCAGUUCCAGUUCCAUUACAUUACAUUACAUUACACUUAGCUGAUGCUUUUUUAAUGCAAAGUGACUUACAGUUAUUAUUUUUCAGGGUAUUGGUUCCAGUCCCUGGAACAAUGUGAGGUUAGGUGCCUUGCUCAGGGACAUUUCAGCCAUGGAUGGAGAUGUAGGGAGAGGUCAGGUGGGAUUCGAACCUGCAAGCCCCUAAAUUCAAAGACCAACUCUCUUACCACUAGGCUAAGGCCACGGCUGCCCAUUAAAAACAAGUGUCAUUGAAGGGUUCCAGGGGUUGAACCUUAUCUGUGACCACUAGACCUGUAUCAAAUGUGAUUUGUUUACAGCAUAUUUGGUUACAAAGAUAAAUGUAGCAUUAAUGUUAUCAUUGUUGAUGUUGGACCCAGUGUUUGUUCUAGCCAAUGUUUAUACAGUACAAUACAUUGUUUAAGCGGUACAUUUGCACAAUUCUGUCACAACAAAGUUUGUGUCAGGUUCAGCUCUGUGAACUUUAUGUUUUUUUUUUUAUAACAAUCGUGUACAGUAUUUUAAAAAUUAAAUAAAGAUAUGAAUUAUAACAU
Engraulis encrasicolus (European anchovy) is the source of this 2355-nucleotide messenger RNA. Its product is annotated as mitochondrial uncoupling protein 2-like. Bases 373 to 1302 code for a protein of 309 amino acids. Gene Ontology annotation, molecular function: oxidative phosphorylation uncoupler activity. NCBI's taxonomy places the organism in Eukaryota, Metazoa, Chordata, Actinopteri, Clupeiformes, Engraulidae. The record is from RefSeq and is a predicted model, not a curated record. Gene Ontology annotation, biological process: adaptive thermogenesis; response to cold; mitochondrial transmembrane transport. The transcript has 8 exons.